CCUUGCAUUUCUACCGUUCCUCUGUAGCACACUGCAACGAAAUCAAGGACCCGAUCGCGUGAGGGUGGAAAGUUCGCGGAGGCGGUGAGGAUGUUGGCGGUGUUCGAUCCGACAGUUGCGAAGAGCCCCGAGGGUCUUAGAGCUCCCUCGGUGGAGGGCGGCGAGGGCAGUAGCUGCCUGGUGAGCUACUUUGCGGAGUCGCAGGCGGGCGCAGUGGUCGUUAGCCUCGGCACCGGUGGCGCCAUCGGUUACUCGAAACAGAAUCAGAACCCUUUGCUUCCGAGAUUAUUUGGUGUUGUGGAUAAUGUGUUUUGCUUGUUCCAAGGCCAUAUUGAGAAUAUAACUUCACUGAAGCAACAAUAUGGAUUGGGUAAGACUGCCAAUGAAGUGAUCAUUGUAAUUGAAGCGUAUAAGACCCUAAGGGAUAGAGGACCAUUCCCUGCUAGCCAAGUUGUCAGAGAUAUCAUUGGGAGAUUUGCUUUUAUUCUCUAUGAUAGUUCAUCAAACUCCACCUUCUUUGCAGCUGAUGCUGAUGGUGGCGUACCCUUCUUCUGGGGUGCUGAUCCUGAAGGCCAUCUUGUACUCUCUGAUGAUGCUGACAUUGUCAAAAAGGGGUGUGGGAAAUCAUUUGCUCCUUUUCCUAAAGGUUGCUUCUUUACUACUUCCAAGGGAUUACAGAGUUUUGAGCAUCCUCUUAAUGAACUCAAAGUGAUGCCAAGGGUUGACAGCCAAGGCCAGGUCUGCAGUGCUACCUAUAAGGUUGAUGAUCAAGCCAAAAAGGAAACCGGGAUGCCUCGAGUAGGUAGCGCCGCAAACUGGUCGUCCCAUUACUAAUCUUUCAGAUAUUACUCAUGUAUGCAUUUGCACUAAAUUUUUAGCAUGAUUUAAAGCAUCUGAUUUCCCUAGAUUUGGAAAUUGCAAAUUUCCCCGGAUGCGAAGUGUUAUUUGAACCUUUACUGUACUUUUGAAGACUCGUCUGUGGCAUUGUCAGUGUUUCGAUGCAACUCCAAUCUGUUGUCUACUACUACUGUUCUCCCAUGUUCGAAGGGAAAUAAAAAUUUCUAAACAAUAAGGCUUCCUAA
Molecule: messenger RNA, 1082 nt
Organism: Zingiber officinale
Lineage: Eukaryota; Viridiplantae; Streptophyta; Magnoliopsida; Zingiberales; Zingiberaceae
Product: stem-specific protein TSJT1-like
Exons: 4
Coding region: 91-834 (247 amino acids)
Source: RefSeq, a predicted model, not a curated record